Chrysochloris asiatica (Cape golden mole) is the source of this 1808-nucleotide messenger RNA. It is a transcript of the gene EHD2, whose product is annotated as EH-domain containing 2. Lineage: Eukaryota; Metazoa; Chordata; Mammalia; Afrosoricida; Chrysochloridae. The coding region runs from base 174 to 1808 and encodes 544 amino acids. Gene Ontology annotation, molecular function: GTP binding; protein binding; calcium ion binding. The transcript has 6 exons. Gene Ontology annotation, cellular component: plasma membrane; cytoplasm. The record is from RefSeq and is a predicted model, not a curated record. Gene Ontology annotation, biological process: endocytosis; endosomal transport.
UCAGACAGCUCCGGACAGGACCGUGAGCACAAGCCGUUCCGCGGGCACCUCUGAUCCCAGCGGGACCCCCGCCCAGCCAUCCGCACACCCGGCCAGGCCAGAGGCCAGCGCGCCCCGUCGGUAGCUCUCCAUCCACCUAUCCCUCUCCAGAAGCCCAGUGGAAAGCGAGCACCAUGUUUAGCUGGCUGAAGCGGGGUGGGGCACGGGGCCAGCAGCCAGAGGCCAUCCGCACGGUCACCUCAUCCCUCAAGGAUCUGUACCGCUCCAAACUGCUGCCCCUGGAGGAGCACUACCGUUUUGGCUCCUUCCACUCACCUGCUCUCGAGGAUGCCGACUUCGACGGCAAGCCCAUGGUGUUGGUGGCCGGCCAGUACAGCACGGGCAAGACCAGCUUCAUCCAGUACCUUCUGGAGCAGGAGGUGCCUGGCUCCCGCGUAGGCCCUGAGCCUACCACCGACUGCUUCGUUGCUGUCAUGCAUGGUGACACCGAGGGGACCGUGCCUGGCAACGCCCUUGUCGUCGACCCUGAGAAGCCUUUCCGCAAACUCAACCCCUUUGGGAACACCUUCCUCAAUAGGUUCAUGUGUGCCCAGCUUCCCAAUCAAGUCCUGGAGAGCAUUAGUAUCAUCGACACUCCGGGCAUCCUGUCUGGCGCCAAACAGAGAGUGAGCCGUGGCUAUGAUUUCCCUGCCGUCCUGCGCUGGUUCGCCGAGCGUGUGGACCUCAUCAUCCUGCUCUUCGAUGCCCACAAGCUGGAGAUCUCCGACGAGUUCUCGGAGGCCAUCGGCGCCCUGCGGGGCCACGAGGACAAGAUCCGCGUGGUGCUCAACAAGGCCGAUAUGGUGGAGACACAACAGCUGAUGCGCGUCUAUGGGGCGCUCAUGUGGGCGCUGGGCAAGGUGGUGGGCACGCCCGAGGUCCUGCGUGUCUACAUCGGCUCCUUCUGGUCCCAGCCCCUUCUCGUGCCCGACAACCGGCGCCUCUUCGAAUUGGAGGAGCAAGAUCUUUUCCGUGACAUCCAGGGCCUGCCACGGCACGCCGCCCUGCGCAAACUCAAUGACCUGGUCAAGAGAGCCCGGCUGGUGCGGGUUCAUGCGUACAUCAUCAGCUACCUGAAGAAGGAGAUGCCCUCCGUGUUUGGGAAAGAGAACAAAAAGAAACAGCUGAUUCUCAAGCUGCCUGUCAUCUUUGCUAAAAUUCAGCUGGAACAUCACAUCUCCCCCGGGGACUUUCCGGAUUGCCAGAAGAUGCAGGAGUUGCUGAUGGUGCACGACUUUACCAAGUUCCACUCGCUGAAGCCGAAGUUGCUGGAGGCGCUGGAUGAGAUGCUGACGCACGACAUCGCUAAACUCAUGCCGCUACUGCGUCAGGAGGAGCUGGAGAGCACCGAGGCGGGCGUGCAGGGUGGAGCCUUCGAGGGCACCCACAUGGGCCCCUUCGUGGAGCGGGGGCCUGAUGAAGCCCUGGAGGACGGCCAGGAGGGCUCGGAUGAAGAUGAGGCCGAGUGGGUGGUAACCAAGGACAAGUCCAAGUAUGACGAGAUCUUCUACAACCUAGCGCCCGCCGACGGCAAGCUGAGCGGCUCCAAGGCCAAGACCUGGAUGGUGGGCACCAAACUGCCCAACUCGGUGUUGGGUCGCAUCUGGAAGCUGAGUGACGUCGACCGCGACGGCAUGCUGGACGAUGAGGAGUUUGCCUUGGCCAGCCACCUCAUCGAGGCCAAGCUCGAGGGCCACGGGCUGCCGACUAAUCUGCCCCGCCGCCUUGUGCCGCCCUCCAAGAGGCGCCACAAGGGUUCCGCGGAGUGA